UGGAGCCUCAACUAGUCUUUCCUAAGCGCUGAAGUAGAAGAGAUGAAGCAUACUGUGAGAUGAGGCUAUACAAUAAAGGCCCUACAAGAUGUGGGGAGCUGUAAAGCUGUGUGAAAGCAACACAGGACUCACACCCCAAGCUGAGAAGGUGAGCUCCCUCGGCAAGAACUGGCACCGCUUCUGCCUGAAAUGUGAACACUGCCACAGCGUCCUGUCCCCUGGCGGGCAUGCAGAGCACAACGGGAGGCCAUACUGCCACAAGCCAUGCUAUGGGGCUCUCUUUGGACCCAGGGGGGUGAACAUUGGUGGUGUGGGCUCCUACUUGUACAACCCUCCGACUCACAGCCCUGGCGGCACCACUCCUCUCAGCCCCAGCAGCUUCAGCCCUCCCAGGCCAAGGACUGGCCUCCCUCAAGGCAAGAAAAGCCCUUCCCAUAUGAAGACAUUCACUGGGGAGACCUCGCUGUGCCCUGGCUGUGGGGAACCUGUCUAUUUUGCUGAGAAGGUGAUGUCGUUAGGGAGAAAUUGGCACCGACCCUGUUUGAGGUGUCAGCGUUGCCGCAAGACCCUGACUGCUGGGAGUCAUGCUGAGGAAAACUUGGCCUUUUACAGGGACAAUCUCCUUCAAUCUCCGCUUCCCACCUCCUCCCCGCAAGGAGCUUCUCUGACAUCCAUGAUGCCCUUUGAGUGUGCAGCAUGCGCCUGCCGGUGGUCAAAGUGCCUUUACCCUAAUUUUCACAGCAACUCUGACAUGGAACUGACAAUAGCCCAUUAUACAGAAGAACACUGGGGCUCUCAGUGGCUAAGUGAUCUGUCUGUGUCCAAGUAAGGAGGUGGGAGUCUGAACUUGAACCCAUGCAUCUCUGCUGCCUGCUUCAUUUUCUGACUUUACCCUGCAGAUCGCCCACAGAGGCUUAUUCUCCUGCCCUACACAGUUACACUCUCCGGCCCUCCUCAGAGCCCUUCCCAUACUCAGCACUAGCCUGGAGUCCACUCCUCUCUCCCACCACACCCACACCAGACCCAAGCCAGCCUCCUCCUCACCACAC
Callithrix jacchus (white-tufted-ear marmoset) is the source of this 1049-nucleotide messenger RNA. The record is from RefSeq and is a predicted model, not a curated record. Lineage: Eukaryota; Metazoa; Chordata; Mammalia; Primates; Cebidae.